Caenorhabditis angaria is the source of this 1284-nucleotide messenger RNA. The record is from the annotation of a GenBank genome assembly. NCBI's taxonomy places the organism in Eukaryota, Metazoa, Nematoda, Chromadorea, Rhabditida, Rhabditidae.
AUGAGUGUUGCUCCGUUUUUCUUCAGCUAUAUUUUCCUUGAAACAGUGAGAUUUUUCCCGAGAUUUUUUUCCCCUAACCUCGAACCUUUUCAGAUUUCUUGCUACCAGAUUAUCUUAAUCUAUGGAACAUUGAAUGUGUCGGAUGUUUUAAGCAAAACAACUUCAGAUUCAUAUGAAUCAUGUUCAAAUGUAUGUUUAUCAAAUAUAAAUUGUGUUUCUCUAUUUUAUAUUCCAUCUUCUCAAUCUUGUUCUAUUUAUUCUAUUUAUCAAGUCAAUUCCUAUCACAAAAAUGAUAGUUUACAAACUAUUGUUGGAAUUAAGGUAAGUCGAGAGGAUUUAUGACGUGGCAAAAAAAUUUGGAUAUCUCUCGAAAAUAGGUUCGGCUCUAGAUAGUUGGCAAAUGUGAAUCAAAAAUUCUCAGAAACUCAAUCUUGAAAAUAUACGUUUCAAAAUUCUUAUAAUUUCGCAAAACAAAAAUGAAGGAUUCAAUACCGGCUGAUCUUCUGGUUGAAAGUAAAACGUAUCCCGUGGCAAAAUGCGGAUUUUGUUGUCCGCCAGGAAAAACAACAGAUUUUAGGUAAAAAUGUAUAAUUCUGGAUUCUAGAUUUCUUCUAACUUUACAAACUUCCAUGAAAGCGCUGGGGACUAGAAAUCCCAUGCAAAACCUAGUCCCCCAUCAUUUUCUUCUAGACAAACUCCUCCAGUUCAAAAUGUUCUUCUUCAUUUUCCGAUGUCAAUUUAUCCGGUGAUGUAAAUGGAAUCGCAUAUCAAUUUUCAAGUUCAGAUUCAACAUUUAGCUAUGAAACUUGUCCUGAUGGAUAUAAACAAUUUACACGAACUCGUGGAAUUUGGUGUAUGAAAUUGAUCUAUGAAACAACUGGUUUCAAAAGAAAUAUCUCAUAUUGCUCUCAAUAUUCAGCACUUCCAACAGGAUUCGAUAACGCGGCAGAAGUUGCAUACAUAACAUCAGAAAUUCUCGCAAAUUCCCUAACUUAUCGAUUUUUCGGAUUGGAUGGUCAGAGAAAAUCAAGUUGCUAUAACUCGACAAAUAUUUGGUGUGAUGAUUUUGAAUGGUCGAAUAAUUAUACAAAUUAUCCGACAUUUAUUAAUUGGAUGACUAAUGAACCAUCUCGAUGGUAUUCUGGAACACAGGAGAAUUAUUUGACGAUUAUUAUGAGAGAGACAACUUCAUCGAGAGUUAAUAUUUGUAAUGAUUCUCCGGAAACUGUCACGAUUCAUGGAUUUGUGUGUGGAGUUCCGUUGGGAAAUUGGGAUUUUUCUUGA